Molecule: messenger RNA, 1968 nt
Organism: Ceratitis capitata (Mediterranean fruit fly)
Lineage: Eukaryota; Metazoa; Arthropoda; Insecta; Diptera; Tephritidae
Gene: Dip-C
Product: xaa-Pro dipeptidase
Exons: 2
Coding region: 260-1702 (480 amino acids)
Molecular function (GO): metalloaminopeptidase activity; manganese ion binding
Source: RefSeq, a predicted model, not a curated record
UGAAUGCACAAAAACAAAAUGAACACACAAAAAAAUAAUAACAAAUAAAAAGUUACUCCCAGUUUCUCCUUUGUCGAUUACAAAUUUUAUUUUUUUGUUUCCAUUGCGCUUACUGAUUAGUUAAACUGUAAUAAAAAAACAUUGGAAUAACAAGUGGACAACCACAGUAGAUGAGAUAAAAGUUGUUCGGAAAUAAAAUCCAGUUGCGGUUUGAAAUUGUAACUACGCACACUAUUAUAUCAAGUUCACUCCCUACAAAAUGGCUGCUUUUCGUAUGGGUCCAAAGACAUUGCCAGUUUUAAUGUCUCUAUUUCAAAAAAAUCGACAAAAAGUAUGUGCUGCUUUAAAGGAACAUAAAUCCGUAAAGGACAAGAGCUACGUGCUACUAGCUGGCGGCGAUGAUGUUAGUUUUAAUGAUACCGAUGUAAGCUAUCUUUUCCGCCAGGAAUCUUACUUCCAAUACAUGUUUGGCGUAAAAGAACCUGGUUGCUAUGGUGUACUCAAUGUUGAUGCCGGUCAGUCGACAUUAUUUGUGCCACGUUUACCAGAAGAAUAUUCCACUUGGAUGGGCAAGUUAUAUACUUUGGAUGAAUUUAAAAAGAUGUACGAAGUGGAUGCAGUGCGUUAUGUGGAUGAAUUAAAUACAUUCUUUGAAAGCGCACAACCCUCAGUCAUACUUACCUUGAGUGGACCUAACACAGAUAGUCGUUUGGUAUCCACACCAGCACGUUUUGAUGGAAUUGAGAAGUUUGUUGUCGACUGUACUCUUUUGCAUCCAGUAAUUGCUGAGUGUCGUGUCAUCAAGUCCUCCGAAGAGAUUGAAGUUUUACGCUAUGUCGCCAAAGUUUCUUCAGAUGCGCAUAUACGCGUCAUGCAAUUCAUGCGUCCAGGACGCACAGAAUAUGAGGGUGAAGCGGUAUUUUUACAUCAUUCUUACGCUGUUGGCGGCUGCAGACACGCUUCCUACACUUGUAUCUGUGGCAGUGGUGUAAACUCGGCAGUACUACAUUACGGACAUGCUGGCGCGCCAAACGAUGGACCUGUGCGUGAUGGUGACAUGUGCCUAUUCGAUAUGGGCGCCAACUAUUGCGGUUAUGCAGCAGAUAUUACUUGCAGUUUCCCAGCUAACGGUAAAUUCACCGAAGAUCAGAAAUUUAUUUACAACACCGUCUUGGCUGGUCGAAACGCUGUGUUGCAGGAAGCACGCGAAGGAGUAUCAUGGGUUGAUAUGCACAAAUUGGCAUGUCGUGUUAUGCUCACAAAAUUGAAGGAGGGUGGUAUGCUGAAGGGCGAUGUAGAGGACAUGCUUGCCGCUGGUUUGGCAGGCAUUUUUCAACCACACGGUCUGGGACAUUUACUCGGUCUGGAUGUGCAUGAUGUUGGUGGUUAUCUAACAGGGCAACCAGACCGACCGACGGAGCCAUGGCUGUCUAAACUGCGUUUUGCACGCACACUGAAAGCGGGCAUGUACGUGACUGUGGAACCGGGUUGCUACUUCAUCGAAUACCUAAUGGAUCGCGCUCUUGCCGAUCCGAAUUUGAACAAGUUUAUUGUUAAGGAGGUUUAUGAGCGCUUCCGCAAAUUCGGCGGUGUUCGCAUUGAGGACGAUGUGCUGAUCAAAAAGGAUGGCUGUGAAAAUUUUGCCAUAGUGCCACGCACUGUAGAGGAAAUCGAGAAGACCAUGGCAACUCGUGUGGAGUAGGGAACCUGAUUAUUGUCUCGCAACUAUAUACAUACAUAUUUACGAAUAAUCUAACAAGCCGUAUAUUGAUUGUUUGGUAUGAGCGGUAUGAUAAACUCGCUUGUCGAUUAGAUUGUUGUGAAUGAUUUAUAUACCUUAAAGGAGGAAUAUGUGCUUUAUUAUUGGUAUUUCUAUAACCCAUUGAUUUUUAUAUAUUUUAUUUUUAUUAUUUAGCCAUAUUACAUAUUGAGUGAAUAAAAGUCAAACUAUUAUUCUUUUUAUAUUAA